This is a messenger RNA of Octodon degus (degu), 8670 nucleotides long. RefSeq names its product growth regulation by estrogen in breast cancer 1 like (gene Greb1l). Gene Ontology annotation, biological process: kidney development; multicellular organism development. The record is from RefSeq and is a predicted model, not a curated record. The transcript has 33 exons. Lineage: Eukaryota; Metazoa; Chordata; Mammalia; Rodentia; Octodontidae. Bases 238 to 6177 code for a protein of 1979 amino acids.
CUCUCUGUUCCUCUAAACUCCUGAGGCUUGGAGAAAGUAACCUGUCUGUCAGUCUUUCUGCAUUUGAAUGACUGAGCUUGGGCAGGCCUGGUGUUGUGGAGUUUCUUCAGUCCAGGUGCAAAAAAGCCUUGACAAGUUGUAAUCUAGGCAGCAGGCUCCUUGAAGUGUUGACUGCCCAAUUUAAUCAUGAACAUGAUUCAAAAAUGUUAAUAAAUAAACCAAGGGUGGGUGUAGACCAUGGGGAACUCAUAUGCCGGGCAACUGAAGUCUGCUCGAUUUGAGGAAGCUCUCCACAACUCCAUAGAAGCCUCUCUCAGAUGUAGUAGCGUGGUUCCACGGCCAAUUUUUUCCCAGCUCUACUUGGACCCUGACCAGCAUCCUUUUUCAUCUGCAGAUGUCAAACCCAAAGUGGAGGAUCUGGAUAAAGAUUUGGUUCACCGCUACACGCAGAAUGACAGUCUGGAUUUUGCUAACAAUCUGACAGUUAAUGAAAUGGAAGAAGAUGAGGAUGAGGAUGAGAUGUCUGAGUCCAACAGCCCGCCAAUUCCCUACUCGCAGAAACCUGCGCCAGAAGGGUCCUGCACGACAGAUGGUUUUUGUCAAGCAGGAAAGGACCUGCGCUUGGUGUCCCUCUGUAUGGAGCAAAUCGAUAUCCCAGCAGGGUUCCUUCUGGUGGGGGCCAAGUCUCCCAAUCUUCCUGAACACAUCCUGGUCUGUGCUGUAGACAAGCGCUUUCUACCAGAUGACCACGGGAAAAAUGCACUUUUAGGGUUUUCUGGUAACUGUAUCGGCUGCGGAGAAAGAGGAUUUCGGUAUUUCACGGAAUUUUCCAACCACAUUAACUUGAAGCUCACCACCCAGCCAAAGAAGCAGAAGCACUUAAAGUACUACCUAGUCAGAACCUCCCAGGGUGUGCUGUCCAAGGGGCCGCUUAUCUGCUGGAAAGAAUGUAGAAGCCGACAAUCCUCUACUACUUGCCACUCUAUUAAACCGAACUCUUCAGUAUCAACCGUCACCCCCGAAAAUGGGACAACUAAUGGAUACAAAGCAGGAUUCACUCAGACAGAUUCUCCAGUUCUCAGUCCAGCUAGUUCUGCAAUCAACUUAAGUGGCGCUCAGGACCUGACCCGGAAUAAGAAUAUUGUGAAACCACUGGCUUUAUCUUUGCAGACGAUGGGGAAGACUUUUGGCCCAGACGCUGCCAAUGGGAGCGGGAGCCUUGCAGGGAAGCCGGCGCCCAGCUUCACCCCAGCCCGCCCCGGGAGCUACUCCUUGUCACCACGACCCAGCUACGCAGCUGUAGACCAAGCUGCCAUGUUCACUUCUGGGCCACCAAAGAAACGGCACCGGGGAUGGUGUCCCGGCUCCCCUGUCCCCCAACCUGGUUUAGUUGUACCUGUUCCUACAGUUCGCCCCCUUUCAAGAACUGAACCCCUUUUAUCUGCCCCAAUUCCACAGACCCCAUUAACUGGAAUUUUACAACCUCGGCCCAUUCCUGCAGGGGAAACUGUAAUUGUUCCUGAAAACCUGCUGAGUAACUCAGGAGUUAGACCAGUAAUUCUGAUAGGCUAUGGCACUUUACCCUAUUUCUAUGGAAAUGUCGGUGACAUUGUGGUGAGUCCGCUGCUGGUGAAUUGCUACAAGAUUCCACAAUUGGAAAACAAAGAUUUGGAACAAUUAGGGUUGGCUGGCAGCCAACUCCUGAGUAUGGAAAAUCUGAUCCUUCUGACGAUACAGUAUCUCGUGCGGCUUGGUCCCGAUCAGAUUCCUCUCAGGGAAGAAUUUGAGCAGAUUAUGCUGAAAGCUAUGCAGGAAUUUACUCUGAGAGAGCGAGCCCUGCAGGUGGGCCCUGCCUGCAUCCCUGUGUCCCCAGGACAGCUCCCCUGGCUUGCUAGAUUAAUCGCCAGCGUGUCCCAAGACUUGGUCCACGUGAUGGUGACCCAGAACUCUUUGGCCGAGGGCAUUUCAGAAACUUUGCGGAUCCUCAGUGAAAUGAGACACUACCAAAGGCUUCCAGAUUAUGUUGUGGCAAUUUGUGCAUCAAAAAUCAGAGGAAAUGAAUUUUGUGUGGUGGUACUAGGUCACCAUCAGUCUCGGGCUCUGGCCGAGAGCAUGCUCACCACGAGUGAGUUUUUGAAAGAAAUUAGUUAUGAGCUCAUCACGGGAAAGGUCAGUUUCCUGGCAUCACAUUUCAAAACCACGUCACUAGGCGAUGACCUGGACAGGCUGCUAGAAAAAAUGCACCAAAGCAGAGGGGAUAGCGUGGUCACCCCAUUCAACGGAGACCUCAGUGAAUGUGUGUCACCACAGGAGGCUGCUGCUAUGGUUCCCACGCAAAACCUGGAUUUAGAUAAUGAAACCUUCCAAAUUUAUCAACCACAACUUACAGUGGCCAGAAAACUCUUAUCCCAGGUGUGUGCCAUUGCAGACAGUGGCAGCCAGAGCCUGGACCUCGGCCACUUCAGCAAAGUGGACUUCAUCAUCAUCGUCCCACGGUCGGAGGUUCUGGUCCAGCAAACUCUGCAGCGGGUUCGACAAUCAGGCGUCCUUGUAGACCUGGGCCUGGAGGAGACGGCCACGGCGCACCAGAGGGCGGAGAAGUACGUGGUGCGCCUGGACGGGGAGCUGCAGAGCAAGCUGGAAGCGUUCCUGCGGCGGGUGCGGCAGAACCCCUACACGCUCUUCGUGCUCGUCCACGACCACGCGCACGUGGAGCUGACCAGUGUCAUUUCAGGGUCCCUGUCACAUGGGGAGCCCAGCCAUGGCCUGGCGGACAGAGUCAUUAACUGCAGAGAAGUCCUGGAAGCUUUCAACCUCCUGGUGCUACAGGUCAGCUCCUUCCCAUACACCCUGCAGACCCAGCAGUCCCGGAUCAGCGCCAGCAACGAGGUACACUGGAUGCAGCUGGACCCCACGGAGGAUGCGAGCUGCGGGGAGAAGCUGUACUUUGGCCUGAAUGAGUACAGCAAGUCCCUGCAGUGGGGUGUCACCUGCCCACUGCUGAGGUGUGACGAGACCUUUGAGAAGAUGGUGACCACACUCCUGGAGAGGUACCCGCGGCUGCACAGCAUGGUCGUGCGCUGCUACCUGCUCAUCCAGCAGUAUGCGCAGGCGCUGAUGGCACUCACCACAGUGGCUGCGCUGCGUGACCACAGCACGCCCGAGACGCUGAGCAUUGUGGACGACCUCAUCAGCUCCCCGGGCAAGAACGCGAGCGGCCGGGGUCACAUGCUCAUGAUCAGGGUGCCCUCGGUACAGCUGGCCGUCCUGGCCCAGGAGCGGCUGCAGGAGGUGCGCGACCAGCUGGGCCUGCAGUACCGCUUUGAGAUCGUCCUGGGCAACCCGGCCUCAGAGCUCAGCAUCGCCCCGCACUUCGUGGCGCGACUGAAGACGUGGCGGGGAAACGAGCUGGAGGAGUGGGUGCCGCGGACGUAUCAGGACCUUGAAGGACUGCCGUGCAUCGUGAUCCUGACUGGCAAAGACCCGCUCGGAGAGACCUUUCCGAGGUCCCUCAAGUACUGUGACCUCCGCUUAAUCGACUCGAGCUACCUAACACGCACCGCCCUGGAGCAGGAGGUGGGCCUGGCCUGCUGCUACGUCUCCAAGGAGGUCCUGAGGGGGCCCACAGCCGUGCUCGACCUCAGCGGGAAGGAGACCGAGAGGCCGCUGGCCAGUGAGCACGACCUGGAGAUGGACCGCGACCCCGACCCCGACCCCGACCGCGACCCCGACCCCGACGAGCUGCUCGCCGACCUGGAGCGGCCGCAGAGCAACAGCAGCGCCUUCACUGGAACCUCGGGUUCCGUCAUGGAGAAUGGCGUGAGCUCCUCCAGCACGGCUGGCCAGGCCCAGCGACGGCCCGCGAGCCCUGGCCCCCAGAGCCCAGCCAGCAGUGCGGGGCCCAACGAGGCCGGCGACGCCCCGCGCCCAGAGUGCGACUCCAGGGGCUCCGCUGCGCCUGGGCCCAAACCCCCGCCGCCCGUGCUGCCACCUGUGGUGAUCCUGUCACGCGCCGCCUACCGCCUGCUGGGCGCCCCGCGCGGCGCAUCAUCUGCGCUGUCCUCCUCCCUGCUGCCACAUGCAGAUGUGGCCUGGGUGAGCGCGCUGCGGCCGCGGCCGAAGGGUGACGCAAGUGACGAGGAGCUCUCACGCUACUACCGGCGCUGGACCACAGCGCGACAACACCACGCUGACCACGGCCACAGGCCUGACGCCGCAGCGGGCGCACACAACGGCCACCCGCGCCGGCUGCUGCUCACCGGGCCACCGCAGGUGGGGAAGACCGGCUCCUACCUCCAGUUCCUCAGGAUUCUCUUCCGCAUGCUCAUCCGGCUGCUGGAGGUGGACGUGUUCGACGAGGAGGAGAUUAACGCGGACCACAGCGAAAGCAGCCUUUCCAGCCAGGCUGAUGGGGAGCCGUGGCCUGACCUAGAGAGCUUCAGCAAGAUGCCUUUCGACGCGAGCGUGCACGACCCCAAGUACCGCCGCAUGAGCCUGGUGUACACUGAGCAGCUGGGGGGCAUCAAGCGAGAGGUAUCACAGGAGAGCAAAGGCCAGGAGCCGCGGAAGCGAGAAACCGUGUCCAUGAUGCUGACCCAGUACGCAGCCUACAACACUUUCCACCACUGCGAGCAGUGCCACCAGUACAUGGAGUUCACCGCUGCCUCCCAGAUGUCAGACUCCACCCUUCACGCAUUCACGUUUUCCUCCUCUAUGCUGGGAGAAGAGGUGCAGCUGUACUUCAUCAUCCCUAAGUCCAAAGAAAGUCACUUCGUCUUCAGCAAGCAGGGCAAACACCUGGAGAGUAUGCGGCUGCCUCUGGUCUCGGAUAAGGUGGGUCAGGCCGGGCGAGGCCCGCGGCCGCUGGACUGGGUCUCGUCUCUCACGGUUUUACCUCCCUUUUGCUCUAUCGUUUUGCUUCCUUUUCAGCAGAAUUUGAAUGCAGUCAAGAGCCCUAUUUUCACUCCUUCCAGUGGUCGCCACGAGCAUGGACUCCUAAACCUUUUCCACGCCAUGGAGGGCAUCAGCCACCUUCACCUGCUGGUGGUCAAAGAAUAUGAGAUGCCGCUGUACCGCAAGUACUGGCCCAACCACAUCAUGCUGGUGCUCCCUGGCAUGUUCAAUAACGCAGGCGUAGGUGCUGCCAGAUUCCUCAUUAAGGAGCUGUCGUAUCACAACCUAGAGCUGGAGAGGAACCGCCUGGAGGAGCUGGGCGUUAAGCGCCAGUGCGUGUGGCCUUUCAUUGUGGUGAUGGAUGACUCGUGUGUCCUGUGGAAUAUCCACAGUGCUCAGGAGCAGACCAGCCAGUCUGUGGAAGCAGGAGUUUCCAGUAAGAACGUGUCCUUGAAAAGUGUCCUGCAGCAUAUCGAAUCGACACCGAAAAUCAUUCACUAUGCGAUCCUGGGCAUACAGAAGUGGAGCAGCAAACUGACACCUCAGAGCCUGAAGGCCCCAUUCUCCAGGUGCCACGUACACGACUUUAUUCUCCUCAACAUUGACUUGACUCAGAAUGUGCAGUAUGACUUCAACAGGUAUUUCUGCGAAGAUGUAGACUUCAACCUGAGAACCAACAGUAGUGGCCUGCUUAUCUGCCGCUUCAACAACUUCAGUCUCAUGAAGAAGCACGUGCAGGUUGGCGGGCAGAGGGACUUCAUCAUUAAACCAAAGAUCAUGGCAUCCGAGAGCACGGCUCCCAUCGGGCCCCUACAGUACGUGUGCGCCCCUGACAGUGAGCACACGCUGCUGGCUGCCCCAGCCCAGUUCCUCCUGGAGAAGUUCCUGCAGCAUGCCGCCUACAAGCUCUUCCCCAAAGCCAUCCACAACUUCAAGAGCCCCGUGCUGGCCGUCGACUGCUACCUUAAUGUCGGGCAGGAGGUGGCCAUGUGCUACGUCAGCUCCAGACCACACUCCAGCAACGUCAAUUCUGAAGGGGUGUUUUUUAGUGGACUUCUCUUGUACCUCUGUGACUCUUUUGUAGGUGCUGAUCUUCUUAAGAAAUUUAAGUUUCUAAAAGGUGCUACCCUGUGUGUCAUCUGCCAAGACAGAAGCUCCUUACGGCAAACAAUUGUCCGCUUAGAGCUGGAGGAUGAGUGGCAGUUCCGCCUCCGGGACGAAUUUCAAACUGCAAACAGCAGUGAGGACAAGCCUCUCUACUUUCUCACAGGACGCCAUGUGUGAGCCUCGAGGAGACCAACACUAGCGAAGGGACAGCAAGGUGGGGCAAGAUAGAAACAACUGGGGAUUUUUUUUUCUUUAAAGUACAAUCACUGUGGAGCAAAGUGCAACAUAUUUCUACUAUCUCCAAAGAACUCCCCAAAUCUGACCCAGGUCUUUGGGGACAUCACAGUCCUUCAGGUCUGAUUAUAGGACCUUUGGUUCAGGUGAACUUCACCACAGACGGUUACACAGUGAGGAUGCCGUCUGCCUGUGGGAGCGGAGGAGACAGGCGUGGAGAACCCUGGAGUCAGCAAGGAUUUCCUACUACACUAUGCUAGGGGAAAGUGUCAGCAUUAGCCAGCUUGACUGUGUCACAAGUCACACCGCUGGUGUGGAAUUACCUGAAGAUUAAUGUUUGAGGCCUAAGCCCUCAGCUUCUCUUCAGAUCUGUACUUUGGUACAGUAUUACUCAGGGGUCUGAUAUGAUAGAAUGUAGAAGAUAUUUGUAUUUAAAAAAAGAAGUAGCUUUGUCUUUCUGUGCAGUGUUAGUUUAAAAUUUAUAAUCUUGUAUGUAUUGAUGAAAUUUGGCAAAAUUUCCACAGGAGUUAAAAGUUUACUAUUUAAACUGAACAAGUAAAUCAGUAAAUGCAGAGCAGGCAUUGUAUGCAAAUGAAGCUUCUCCUAGCUCACUUCCUAUGCUUUUCCCCUUCCUUUUAAAACUCUUCCAAGUCUUUAAGUACCAGUCACGGUUAUUAACCUUGUGCAAGAACUCCAUGCGGUACCAGCAGGGCCAGCUCAGGGGCUCACAGCAGUUAACCUGCACAAGUCCUGGCUGGGCAGCAAAGGUAGGGCUGUCACCAGCAAACCUAAAGUAAAGGCCAGGCUGAGGUCCCGCUGUGUAGUGGAGCUAAGUCGUUUCUGUCAGGGACUCGGGCAAAGCUUCCUUUAAAAGAAAAACUGUGUUAGCCACCUUACAUGGACAACACAAACUGCUGAAAUGGGAAACACAGCCACAAAGAGAAAUGGGACUUCUACCAGUGACUUUUUGGUGAGGAUUAAGGAAGAUUCCAGGAAGUCUUUGUGACUCUUAAUCAGCAGGUGGUAUCUAACCAGUAUCAACUAUAGGAGGCCUAAGUUUCUAUGGCUUUCUCAUCAAAUAUUUUAAUCAAAUCCUGAUUUUUAGAAACCGUUCUAAAACAAACAGUCAAUUGGAAGUUUGUAUCACUCUAGUUCCUGUUCUUAAACAAUCUGAGAUUUUUCUCAUUAGCCCAUAUGUAUCACUUUAUCCCCAUUUAAAAUGGCCAUACUUGAAUCUCUCUUGCAAAACUACUGAGAGGCCCUUCAAAGCCUGCAUUUGCUGAAAAUAGUAUUAACUGACCAGCUUUAUUAUCUUGUGAUAACAAGAAGUUUACAGCUAGUGAAAAGAUGGACUCUAUUAAGACAAAAUAGACUGCAGACCUCUUGGUUUUUAACAUCGCUACUUAUGAUGCUUUAAAUGUAUUUUGAAAUGAACAAUUCCUUUUAACUCUAUUUUUAAUUGUCUUUCAAAGAGGACCUGCCUUACACAUGCUUUAAAAACUAUUCCUUCAAUUAAGUACAGCUCAAUUUUUGGCCAAGAGGUACAUUCUGAACAGCUGGGUUGAGUUAUGAGUGUAUUUCACAUGUUCUGUUUCUUUAAAAAGGACUGAUAUACGUGAUAUCACGAGUUCCAUUGUUUGUGCAAUAUUCCGACAUUUACUACAUAGAGGAAAGAAAGUACAUGAAGUAAUUUUAAAACAAUUGUACCUGGGGCAGACAGCCUCUUAAAGUUUCUUUGGGCUUUGUAACUUCAUGGUCUAAAGAACGUUUCUUAAAGUUGUUUUAAUGCUAGUACUGCAUGUUAGUUAGGGCUGCACUCUGUAAAUUCAAAUGAUUAUGAGCUCAUAACUACUGUCCAACUCUAGACGACAAACGUCAGAAGAAAGCUAAAAGGCCAUCACCCCAAUGAAGAAAUCCACACUGAUCUAUUCUUUUCAAACCCUAGCUUAUUAAGGCUUGAAUCUUUGAAAAUCUUUUUAUCAGUGUCAUUCUUUAAAGAAUGUUAAGUCCUCUUGAAGGAUAAAAUUGCACAAGCACAGGACGCCAUGAUCUGUUAAUAUAUGUCUCAGUGUGUUCAGUGUUAGGCUUUUCUACCCUGUAGACACUAAUGUGGGGCAAGUAGGUUUGCAAGACCCGCACGGGAACGCACCUCGUGACCAGCUGAACCGCAGCGUGUAUGACAGUUCACAGAGGUUAAUGCUGAACGUAAACUAGAAGUUAGAACUGUUGUAGUUCCUUUGUUUUUGCUGUAAUUUAUGCAACUGCUUUUUGUGACUUAGAAAAGGGAACACCUGUUAUUUUAUUACUGUAAAACUUAACCAAAAUUUGGUGAAUUUCACUAGUCAGUCUACCUCACAUUUUGUUUAUGAUUUAAAGUUGUCUUGUGUCAACAGUGUGUUCUUGUCUUUUCAUUUAAUUUGGUGAAUGUAUUAAAAU